Molecule: messenger RNA, 687 nt
Organism: Penicillium robsamsonii
Lineage: Eukaryota; Fungi; Ascomycota; Eurotiomycetes; Eurotiales; Aspergillaceae
Exons: 2
Coding region: 1-687 (228 amino acids)
Source: RefSeq, a predicted model, not a curated record
AUGACUUCACCUUCCAUUAUCCCAAUCAUUACUCGCCAGCUCACAGCCACUCGUAGCUUCCUGACUUCGCCUAUUGUUGAGAUUAUUGUCGGGAAAGGCGACGAUGAGACUGUUAUGACAGCUCAUCAAUCCCUCCUGAUGGAGGCACCACUACUAGCCAAGUUUGUUGCAAAGUUUGAAGCGUCAGACCCGCGACGCAUCACCCUACCGGAAGAGAACGUCGAUGCAUUCAGUUGCUUCCUCCAGUUCCAGUAUACGCAUGAUUACACUGUCGUUCAAACGGAAACACCCGCGGAAACAACCGAAGACACAAGCGGCGACGAGUUGCUGCGCCAUGCGCGCAUCUACACGCUGGCAGAGAAGCUGGGCCUGUCAAACCUCCAGCGCAUUGCCCAUGCCAAGAUACAUAAGGUCAAGAGCUCACCUCACGCAGAGCUUUCAUAUGCCCGUUACGUAUACACCCAUACACUAACAACGGACACUACCAUCCGGAAGCCUGUGGCAACUUACUGGGCGAACCAAAGUCACGUGCUGCGCCAGGAGGUCGGGGAUGACUUUAAGAAGCUGUGCAUUGAAGUCCCAGAGUUUUCUUUUGACGUUUUGACUAUCAUUCUGGAUCGCAAGCUGAAGAGCGGAUCAGCGGACGAGAUUAAGGGAAGUGCGCGCAAGCAUAGAAGAGACAUCUAG